CUGCCCCAUCCGGCCCUGCUGCUCCAUCCACCCCUCCUGCCCCACCCAGCCCUGCUGCUCCAUCCACCCUUCCUGCCCCAUCCGGCCCUGCUGCUCCACCAUCCCCUACUGCCCCAUCCGGCCCUGCUGCUCCAUCCACCCUUCCUGCCCCACCCAGCCCUGCUGCUCCAUCCACCCUUCCUGCCCCAUCUAGCCCUGCUGCUCCACCAUCCCCUACUGCCCCAUCCGGCCCUGCUGCUCCACCAAGCCCUACUGCCCCAUCCCAGCCGGCAUUUCAGAAUGUCCACAGCCUUUUGAGGACAUGCUCGGGGCAUCGGAGCAAAAGAUACCAGAUAACGGUGGAGGAGAUCAGGAGGAGGACUGCUCCACCUGAGAGCAUGUCAAUAAAUACCCUCACUGCGCUCCUGAGAACCGACAAAAAUUUGAAGAGGGACCUCAGGGAGCAGCUGCAGGAGGUCGGGGUGACUCCGGGCACAGUGACCAAAGUCACCUCACUAUGCUCAAAGCUGUCAGAGGGCGAAGCCAAGGACCUGUGCUCCUCCGUCGGUGCUCUGGCUGCCAGGAGCAUCGAAUUUAAAGAAGUGGCCAUGCUGCCGGCAUCAGACCCCACUGUGGCCACAGGGAGAGCCACGGAGUUCAAACAACAGCUCCAGCACCUCGCCAACCAGGUGAGGUCAAAUGAUCAAUUUGACCUCCUCACGCACACCUUGGGGCCAGGAAUGGUAGAGGUGGUGGUGGAUAUUUUUUUAAAGUGUGUUGACACACAUUGAAAAUAUUAACAAUUA
Pseudoliparis swirei is the source of this 785-nucleotide messenger RNA. RefSeq names its product transcription factor AP-2-alpha-like. The coding region runs from base 378 to 770 and encodes 130 amino acids. The record is from RefSeq and is a predicted model, not a curated record. Lineage: Eukaryota; Metazoa; Chordata; Actinopteri; Perciformes; Liparidae. The transcript has 4 exons.